AUUACAUUAAUAUGUGUUAAUUUCAAUCUUAGCUAAAGUUAACUAAAUUUAUUAAGAACAAACUAUCUUAUCAUCUAAUUAUACUGAAAGUAGCAGACGUCCGAGUUUUUGAUGUCAUCGGAAAAAAAUGAAGGUCAUUUAUAUUUAGGGAAAAUUAGCAAUUGUAAAUAAUUUAAUAAUGGAAAUUUUUUUUAAAUUAAUAAUAAUAUUAGUAAUAAAUUUUGCUGAUGGAAAUAAAGAAGAUAAAAAUUGUUGUGGAAAACAUUUAAACCGUCCAAAGUGUGACAGUUCUAAAAAUGACAACAAAUAUUGUUCGAGUGAAUUUAAUCACUCAGAAGAUUAUGAUAAAGACAUAAGUGACAAUUUAUUAUCAAUAGUACGGCAAAGUGUGCCUAAUGAAAUGGUAAAGAUAAAAACUGGAGUUUAUUUUAUUGGUACCGAUAAGCCGGUGUUUACCCAAGACGGCGAAGGCCCAAUAAGGCCGGUAGAAUUGAACAGUUUUUAUAUCGACAAGUAUGAGGUCAGCAAUAAAAACUUUGAAAUUUUUGUCAACGCUACUGGGUAUAAGACAGAAGCAGAAAAAUUUGGCAAUUCUUUUGUGUUCGACGGGCUGAUUAGUGAAGAAGUUAAGUCGAAAAUUGAGCAAGCUGUCGCUCAGGCGCCUUGGUGGUUGCCUGUUGAUAAAGCAUCUUGGAGACAUCCUGAAGGGCCGGACUCUAAUAUCACUUACAGAAUGGACCAUCCAGUGAUCCAUGUAUCGUGGAACGAUGCUGUUGCGUACUGCACAUGGUUAGGAAAAAGAUUGCCCACUGAAGCAGAAUGGGAAGUCACGUGUAAAGGCGGUCUUGAUGACAGAUUGUAUCCUUGGGGUAAUAAAUUGACACCAAAUAAUAAACAUAGAAUUAACAUAUGGCAAGGUGAAUUUCCAAAUAAAAAUACCGCUGAAGAUGGUUUCAAAGGCACAGCACCGGUAACUGAAUUUCCACCAAACGGAUACGGUGUUUACAAUAUUGCUGGUAAUGUUUGGGAAUGGACAUCCGAUUGGUGGUCUGUAAAACAUACCAAAGAUAAAACUCACAAUCCUACGGGACCAGCAACGGGAAGUGACAAAGUUAAGAAAGGGGGUUCAUAUCUUUGUCACGAAAAUUAUUGCUUUAGGUAUAGAUGCAUGGCUCGUCAUCAAAACACACCAGAUACAUCGGCUGGUAAUCUCGGAUUCAGGUGUGCAAAGGAUGAUGUUUAAUUAUAAUUAAGUAUACUUAUUUCAAAUGGAACGGAUAUUUUUACACAAAUUUAUAAUUUUAAUAAAAUUAUUUUGCAAGCGAAAA
Cotesia glomerata is the source of this 1328-nucleotide messenger RNA. Its product is annotated as formylglycine-generating enzyme. The record is from RefSeq and is a predicted model, not a curated record. Lineage: Eukaryota; Metazoa; Arthropoda; Insecta; Hymenoptera; Braconidae. Bases 179 to 1243 code for a protein of 354 amino acids. Gene Ontology annotation, cellular component: endoplasmic reticulum. The transcript is spliced from 5 exons.